Aphanomyces astaci is the source of this 351-nucleotide messenger RNA. RefSeq lists its product as hypothetical. The record is from RefSeq and is a predicted model, not a curated record. Lineage: Eukaryota; Oomycota; Saprolegniomycetes; Saprolegniales; Verrucalvaceae. The transcript has 2 exons. Bases 1 to 351 code for a protein of 116 amino acids.
AUGUCGUCGCAGCGAGAGAACUACCUUCGCAAGUGGCUCUGCCGCGUUGACAACGAAAUUGAGUGCGACAAAUCGUAUCCUCACUCCAACGAAGGAUUCAAAGUCCAUGUGCAAGCCGUGCACAAGUUGGAGUGGCCUCGCAAGGGCCGCACUCUAUACGGCUCGAUGAUCCCGGCGCCUCCUCUUGUGGUCACAGCAACAGCGCCAGCCUCGACGCCCACUGAACCUGAAGUGUCCAUAGAGUCGGAUAUCGAACUAGUGAACCUAGUAGAACGGAAAGAAUCCAACCUAGUUGAACCGUCUCGUCCAACCGCGCGCAACCGCCGAGUAGCCAAGAGAGCUAAGAAGUAG